Molecule: messenger RNA, 1667 nt
Organism: Ceutorhynchus assimilis (cabbage seed weevil)
Lineage: Eukaryota; Metazoa; Arthropoda; Insecta; Coleoptera; Curculionidae
Source: the annotation of a GenBank genome assembly
GUGCUGUGCUCCCCCCCAUUAUUAUAUUUUUAUGGCUACAAAAAUCAGCAUUUUUACAGUUUAUUAUAUUUUUGCAUUAUUUUGUGGUUAAUAUAUUGUAUCCCAUGCUGAUAAGAUAAAAAAAAUAGAGGCAAAAAUCUCUUCAUCUACGUACUUUGUUUAAAAAAUAGUGGUGAAAAUGGAGACAGGUGUGGUUCGUCUUAGACGUCGUAGAGUCGACACCAGCCAAGAAGUCCACUUAGGACUCGAAUCUAUAAAAGAGGAAGACACAAUGUCCGAAGAAAAUCCCAUUAGCAACGGCAUCAUAGAUCCAGAAGAAGAAUCACUAGACCCAGAAAGACUCGAAAAAAACUUAGAACAAGUCAGGCUGCACACUGAAAAAAUGCAAAGAGCCCACGAAGUGUUCAUUCGGCGACAACAGACUUUAGAGGAAAAAGGGCCUGUGCGUCAAAGAUUAGGGGUUGUAAGGGUGAGGCGCAUGGGGCCAAGGCCUGCACCAAAGCCAACCGCUACAACUUCAAAUGGAGUUCAGAGGCAGAGUGUCAAACGUCGGCUUUAUAACAGUGGGGCUAGUGUCGUCAAUGGAGGGACUACACGCAGACGUUUUGGUCUGAAACGCUUACACGACCAAAGAUACCACAUAAACCUUGCGCAGAAUCGUAUGCAGCGAGUGCGCGCGCAAAUCGUCAACAACACCUGCCCAGUGCGCUUGCGCAGGAACCAUCCUUCGGCCAGACUCGGGUUGCCUCGCAACGCAAACAAUUUGACAAUUCAAGUACCUAAUUUCGCACCUUCGACCAACGGUCAAACUUACCCGCACAACAUCGAACGGUUCCGAUUGACUUUGAAUCCGGAAAUUCAGGCUUUGAUUAGGAAUUUGCAAAUCGAAGCUUCGGACCCUGUUAGACAAUUUUUCCCGAUAAAUCGGGUGACGCCGCAAGUGACUUCGAUUUUUUUGUCUACCAGGUUUUCGGGGUUGACUUAAAUGUUGUGUUUACGUAUAAUUUGUUAAUUUCUAAGGGCUAAUGUUGUAAUGUUUGAUUUUAAGACAAUAAAAAUUUUGAUUUUUAUAAAUUGGAAACAAUUUUUUUUUUUUUUUUUUGGUUUUACAAAAUUAAUUUACCCAUAUACAGGGUGUCCCACGAGGUGUUUUCGAAAUGAUAACUUCGGAACUGAAUAAUUUUUUAUAAUUUUCUUGACAAAUAUGGUAUUAAAUUUAAUUUUCUAACGAAAAAUGCCAUAACCAUGAGUUAGAUUCGAAAGCUGACGUCUCUCGACCGAAAUUGAAGCGAAAGAGGUGGAAUUGGAUGACAAUGGUAGAAGCGGCACAAAAAGUUACCCAGAUUCUCAAAAUUUCAAUUAUAUUGGAUGACGGGUUCCGAAGUUAUUACCUGGGAAAAACAUGGUGGGACACCCUGUAUGUAUUUAUUGAAUUAUUACAAUGUUGGCCCUUGAUUUUCUUAUUCUAUUUUUAACAUUUAAGAAUUUAAGAUUAAGUUUUCGUUUCACAUUAAAUUAAGUGAUAAUUUUUUUGUAAUAAUAUAAAACGAAUUGAUUUUUUUGUUAGACUUACUUGUUUUGUUGUCCAUGCAAAUUAUUUGUCUCUCUUUGUCAAUAAUUUUCUAUCUUAUGCUACUUAGUUUGUUUGAGCUAUAUAUAUAUUUUCU